Daucus carota subsp. sativus is the source of this 2036-nucleotide messenger RNA. RefSeq lists its product as uncharacterized. NCBI's taxonomy places the organism in Eukaryota, Viridiplantae, Streptophyta, Magnoliopsida, Apiales, Apiaceae. Gene Ontology annotation, molecular function: 1,4-alpha-glucan branching enzyme activity. Gene Ontology annotation, biological process: carbohydrate metabolic process. Gene Ontology annotation, cellular component: cytoplasm. The record is from RefSeq and is a predicted model, not a curated record. The transcript has 8 exons. The coding region runs from base 1027 to 1449 and encodes 140 amino acids.
GCAAUGGCUAUACCUGACAAGUGGAUUGAUUACUUGAAAAAUAAGGAAGAUAAAGAGUGGUCUAUGGAGGAAAUAUCAUGGAGUUUGACUAAUAGGAGAUACACAGAGAAGUGUAUAGCUUAUGCUGAAAGUCAUGACCAGACUUUUGCUUUCCAUUUAUUCAGUGGCCUUUGCUCCAGAAUUGUCACUGGCCCUUUUUAGGUCAAAUACUCUUCUCCACAUUUGCGCAGGAGCAUUACUUUGAUUGUCCAUACCAGUUGAGCUCUCAGGAGAUUGGCCAGACAUACCAGGACUAUAGACUAUUGUCUGAGUGCUUUUAACAAUUUCUGGAAUAAUAUAUAUAUAAGUGCAAAACAUUUGCUCUGGCGUGUUUAUUGAGAUGGCGCGAGACUAUAUUUAUAUAUGUAAAUGUUUUGUGGCAUUGUGUUUUUUAGUGCUUUGUUGGUUUUGUUGUGUUAGUUCCAUGAGCUGUGAGGAUUGUGUGCAAAGUUUUGUUAUGUUCUCAUUUUGCAAUUGUUUGCUUGAUAGUAAUUGAACUUGGAAAUCUUGUUCCCUUAUAAAGAUUUUGGGUUUUAGAUUUUCCCUUUCACUGAAGAAUCCCUUAAAUCAUAAAUCCCGAAUCCAUUUUCAAUGGCAUUUUACACCCUCCACCCCAAUUCUUCAUACUUAAUUACAAAAAAUGCCAUCAAAAACCUCACUUUUAACUUUGACUGUUGACUAAAAAAGGAUCUCCUUUCAGUACACUUACUACUUCCGGUCUAAAACUGCACAGUGGUUUGAAUGUUUUUGCGAUCACGUGAUGCUGUCUACACUAUUUCUACACCGAGUAGCUUUCCUACACUUUGGUUUAUAUUGUUUCGGCAAAGAGACAAUUUUCUCAUGGCUGCAAAGUCUCCGGGAGCUGUAUCUUUUCCUCUUCAAUUCAUUUCUUACAGGUCAGUUUGAAUUUCAUUGCAAUUUGAAUUCAAAACCCCAAAUUACAUACAGCACAAAGCAUUCCAAACUCACUCUCUCAUUAGGGCUGCGAUGAAGGAGGGGUUUUUCAAUCAUCUCAAUCUGGAUAGUUUUCCUUCAUCAAAAGGUUUCAAAUGGAAAAGAAGAAGGCAAAAUGUGGAAACCAAUAAAGAAAACAUAAAACAAUCUGAAGAGGGAAAUCCUAGCACUGGUAGUCUGUUAAGCACAACUGAACAGAAUUAUCAAACUCCUACAAGGCCUCUAUCUGCUCUAUCAAAUCAGAGCUCUGUUCUGAAUAUUUGUCCACAGAAUGGUGAUGCUGCAGUGUACAUUAAGAUGAAGAAACCAAAUACUGCUAUAAGAGAUGCCAAUACUGCUUUAGAGAUCUUUGUCUGGAGAAAAAGCAUUGAAGCUUCCGGCAAGAACAAAUUAAGUCACUGGACUUAUGGAAAGCAAUGCAUCGAAACUAUAUUAAAUUUGAUGCACUGCUUCUAAUGAAGUCCAGUAACUUUAUAUUAAAAGUUCAGUGUGCAGUGCCUCUUGAUCUGUAACCUGCCACUAUUUGUAUAUUUAUAAGUUCUAAAAUUGAUAAGAUAUAUCAGUUUGGAGCUUCUUUUUCAGACACCGGAAACUGUAUAGCGGAGAACCCUAUGGUUGCAUCCUCUAGGCUUCCCUCUGAUGAGAGCUAUUUUCAGGGACCUACUGGCCGUUAUUCUGAUCGCCUGCCGAUGAUCGACUACAUUGGUAAUAAAAAAUUCAUUGACUUUCCGUUUAAAGUUGAAAAGUUUCUCUUUGAAUGAUAUGGUAUAGUGGUAUACCAUUUCUCAAUCCCUAUUUAAAAGACAAUGCAAACUUUACUUUGGCGUAAACUUUGCGGUUGCUGGUGGUACAACUUUAUCAAUAAUGGCUUUGGCAGAACAAAACCUUAUGCUAGAUAGUACCUGUAUUUCCUUCAACUUGAGUAAAUGUCCUCUUAUUUAGCUUGACAAUGCAACACAGAAUGUAGUCGAGAACCAAAUUAGUGUUCUAAUGUGAUGUAAACUUUGGGACUUUUCAACAGUUUUUGUUUUUAUCUCAGGUUA